GCUGGACCCCGCCGGGCUGCUAUAAAAGGGCCGGCCGGUCCGGAGGUGCCGCAGUGUCGCCCGCCUCCUCCUAGCCUCAGGGCUCCUUCUCCGCCGGUGGCCGCACCCGCUCCGGCCACGAUGAGCUUCAGCGGCGCCGACGCGCUGCUGGGCGCCUUCGCGCCGCUUCACGGAGGCGGCAGCUUGCACUACGCACUGGCUCGCAAAGGCGGCGCAGGCGGAGCGCGCUCUGCAGCCGGCUCCUCCAGCGGAUUCCACUCAUGGGCGCGGACCUCCGUGAGCUCCGUGUCGGCCUCCCCGAGCCGCUUCCGAGGCGCCGGGACUACCUCCAGCACCGACUCGCUAGACACCCUGAGCAACGGACCGGAGGGCUGUAUGGUGGUGGCGCGCAGCGAGAAGGAGCAGCUGCAGGCGCUGAACGACCGCUUCGCAGGCUACAUCGACAAGGUGCGGCAGCUCGAGGCGCAUAACCGCAGCCUGGAGGGCGAGGCGGCGGCGCUGCGGCAGCAGCAGGCGGGCCGCGCCGCCAUGGGCGAGCUGUACGAACGCGAGGUGCGCGAGAUGCGCGGCGCAGUGCUGCGCUUGGGUGCGGCUCGCGGCCAGCUGCGCCUGGAGCAGGAGCACCUGCUGGAGGACAUCGCGCACGUGCGCCAGCGCCUGGACGACGAGGCCCGGCAGCGCGAGGAGGCCGAGGCAGCGACGCGCGCACUGGCCCGCUUUGCGCAGGAGGCCGAGGCGGCGCGUGUCGAGCUGCAGAAGAAGGCACAAGCCCUGCAGGAAGAGUGCGGCUACCUGCGGCGUCACCACCAGGAGGAGGUGGGCGAGCUGCUCGGGCAGAUCCAGAGCAGCAGCGCCGUGCAGACGCAGGCCGAGGCGCGCGAUGCCCUCAAGUGCGACGUGACGUCGGCCCUGCGCGAGAUCCGCGCGCAGCUUGAAGGCCACACGGUGCAGAGCACGCUUCAGUCCGAGGAGUGGUUCCGAGUGAGGCUGGACCGACUGUCCGAGGCAGCCAAGGUGAACACAGAUGCCAUGCGCUCAGCACAGGAGGAGAUAUCUGAGUACCGGCGCCAGCUGCAGGCCAGGACCACAGAGCUGGAGACGCUCAAAAGCACCAAGGACUCGCUGGAGAGGCAGCGCUCUGAGCUGGAGGACCGUCACCAGGCUGACAUCGCAUCCUACCAGGAGGCCAUCCAGCAGCUGGAUGCAGAGCUGAGGAACACCAAGUGGGAGAUGGCAGCCCAGCUCCGAGAGUACCAGGAUCUACUCAAUGUCAAGAUGGCUCUGGACAUUGAGAUCGCUGCUUACAGAAAACUCCUGGAGGGUGAAGAGUGUCGAAUUGGCUUUGGCCCGAGUCCUUUCCUCCUUCCAGAAGGACUCCCCAAGAUCCCCUCCGUGUCCACUCAUAUCAAAGUCAAAAGUGAAGAGAAGAUCAAGAUGGUAGAAAAGUCAGAGAAGGAAACUGUGAUUGUGGAGGAACAGACAGAGGAGGUCCAAGUGACUGAAGAAGUGACUGAAGAAGAAGAGAAAGAGGCCAAAGAGGAGGAAGGAGAAGCAGUAAAGUCUCCCCCAGCAGAAGAGGCCGCAUCCCCAGAGAAGGAGGAGGCCAAGUCACCAGCCGAGGCCAAGUCCCCAGAGAAGGCCAAGUCCCCUGUGAAAGAGGAGGCCAAGUCCCCACAGAAGGAAGAGGCCAAGUCACCAGCUGAGGUGAAGUCCCCUGAGAAGGCCAAGUCCCCCGUGGAGGCCAAGUCCCCAGAGAAGGCCAAGUCCCCUGUGGAGGCCAAAUCCCCAGAGAAGGCCAAGUCCCCUGUGAAGGAAGAAGCCAAAUCCCCAGAGAAGGCCAAGUCCCCAGUGGAGGCCAAGUCUCCAGAAAAGGCCAAGUCCCCCAUGAAGGAAGAGGCCAAGUCCCCAGAGAAGGUCAAAUCCCCAGUGGAGGCCAAGUCCCCAGAGAAGGAGGAGGCCAAGUCCCCAGAGAAGGCCAAGUCCCCUGUGAAGGAGGAGGCCAAGUCCCCAGAGAAGGCCAAGUCCCCAGUGGAGGCCAAGUCCCCGGAGAAGGCCAAGUCCCCUGUGAAGGAGGAGGCCAAGUCCCCGGAGAAAGCCAAGUCCCCUGUGAAGGAGGAGGCCAAGUCCCCAGAGAAGGCCAAGUCCCCUGUGAAGGAGGAGGCCAAGUCCCCAGAGAAGGCCAAAUCCCCUGUGAAGGAGGAGGCCAAGUCCCCAGAGAAGGCCAAGUCCCCUGUGAAGGAGGAGGCCAAGUCCCCAGAGAAGGCCAAGUCCCCAGUGGAAGCCAAGUCCCCUGUGAAGGAGGAGGCCAAGUCCCCAGAGAAGGCCAAGUCUCCUGCGAAGGAGGAGGCCAAGUCCCCAGAGAAGGCCAAGUCCCCAGAGAAGGCCAAGUCUCCUGUGAAGGAGGAGGCCAAGUCCCCAGAGAAGGCCAAGUCUCCUGCGAAGGAGGAGGCCAAGUCCCCAGAGAAGGCCAAGUCUCCUGUGAAGGAGGAGGCCAAGUCCCCAGAGAAGGCCAAGUCCCCAGUGGAGGCCAAGUCCCCAGAGAAGCCCAAAAGCCCUGUGAAGGAGGAGGCCAAGUCCCCAGAGAAGCCCAAAAGUCCUGUGAAGGAGGAGGCCAAGUCCCCAGAGAAGCCCAAAAGCCCUGUGAAGGAGGAGGCCAAGUCCCCAGAGAAGCCCAAAAGCCCUGUCAAGGAGGAGGCCAAAUCCCCAGAGAAGGCCAAGUCUCCUGUGAAGGAUGAGGCCAAGGCUCCUGGGAAGGAGGUCCCAAAGAAGGAGGAGGCCAAGUCCCCUGUGAAGGAGGAAGAAAAACCCCAGGAGGUGAAAGCCAAAGAGCCCCCAAAGAAGGCAGAGGAAGAGAAAGCUCCAGCCAUACCCAAAGCUGAGGAGAAGAAGGACAGCAAGAAAGAUGAGGUGCCCAAGAAGGAGGCUCCAAAGCCCGAGGAGAAGAAGGAGCCUGCUGUGGAAAAGCCCAAAGAACCCAAAGCUGAAGCCAAGAAGGAAGAGGCUGAAGAUAAGAAAAAAGCAACCACCCCAGAGAAGGAGGCUCCUGCCAAGGGGAAGGAAGAGGCUAUGCCUAAAGAGAAGACUGAGGUGGCCAAGAAGGAACCAGAUGAUGCCAAGGCCAAAGAACCCAGCAAAGCAGCAGAAAAGCCAAAGAAGGAAGAGACGCCGGCAGCACCAGAGAAAAAAGACGCCAAGGAGGGGAAGGCCGCAGAAGCCAAGAAGCCUGAAGAGAAACCCAAAACAGAGGCCCAAGCCAAGGAAACUGGCAAGGAGGCCUCCACACCCGGGAAAGCCAAGGCUGAGAAAUCUUCCAGCACAGACCAGAAAGACAGCAGACCUGCAGAGAAGGCCGCAGAAGAUAAGGCCACCAAGGGAGAGAAGUAAGGCAGGGAGAAGGGAUCGUUCAGAGCAGCCAAAGAAACUCAGGGGGGUCUGGGAGCUCAAGGGUCAGUAUCACAAAUUUUCACUUUUUUCUCUCUUUUCUUUAAGAAGAAACUCUGCUUAGACAACAGGCCCUCCUUCACCAAACAGGAAUUUCUAUUAGCAAUAUGUUAGCAAGAGAGGGUCCUCCCAACUCCCAGCUCCAUGGCCCAAACCCUCCCUAGGCGAUGGGCAAUUAUGUUAUGAUAGCUUAUGUAGCCGAAUGUGAUAUAUGCCGAAUGCCACACGUAAACACUUGACUAUACAGACUGCCCCCUCCUCUCUAAAUAAGUGCAUUUAUUUCCUGUAUGUGCAACUGACAGAUGACCGCAAUAAUGAAUGAGCAGUUAGAAACACAUUAUGCUUGAGAUGUCUUAACCUAUUCCUGAAUGCCUUCUAUUUUCCAAAGGGGUGGUCGGGUCCUUGCCUAAAGCUCUCUGUCCCGGAAGAGCUGCAGCAGGUGGGGCUAGGCGCUGACCACUGUACCACGCCAGGGCGCACUUUUCCACUGGAGUCCACUUUCAAUUGCUUCUGUGCAAUAAAACCAAGUGCUUAUAAAAUAGAAA
Molecule: messenger RNA, 3986 nt
Organism: Bubalus bubalis (water buffalo)
Lineage: Eukaryota; Metazoa; Chordata; Mammalia; Artiodactyla; Bovidae
Gene: NEFH
Product: neurofilament heavy chain
Exons: 4
Coding region: 121-3384 (1087 amino acids)
Biological process (GO): axon development
Cellular component (GO): axon; neurofilament
Molecular function (GO): structural constituent of postsynaptic intermediate filament cytoskeleton
Source: RefSeq, a predicted model, not a curated record